Linum trigynum is the source of this 5883-nucleotide messenger RNA. The record is from the annotation of a GenBank genome assembly. NCBI's taxonomy places the organism in Eukaryota, Viridiplantae, Streptophyta, Magnoliopsida, Malpighiales, Linaceae.
UGUGUACCUGACCAAACUGGAGGAAAUAGGUAUGAAUGCACUGUUUGUCUGGUAGGGAUGUAAAAUACAUUAGUACGAAAAGGUUGAAUAUGUAGAAUGAGCACUUCUACUAUGCUAUAUAGUAUUGGUGCUUUAAUGUACAACUUAAAGUUGUAUCAUAACAUUAAAUGUAUAAGUUUAUGUUGUACCAUAAAACAAUUUGUACCAUUAUGUUAUGGUACAACUUUACAACUUAAAGUUGUAUCAUCACAUAAGGUACAAGUUCAAGUUGUACCAUAAAAGAAUUUGUACCAAAAGUAUAGGUACAAUCUGAAAUUGUACCAUAACGUAAAUGUACAAUUUUAAGUUGUACCAUGAAAGCAAAAACCUACAGCACCAAUACUAUAUAGCAUUGUAAAAUUUCUCAUGUAGAAUAUGAUAUAUCAUAGUGGAUUGAUUUGAGGAAAUUUGCAACAAGCAUAAAUCUGGUGACUAGUAGAGUUAAGUAUGGAAGUAUAGUACAUAGUACAUAUUGCUAAUAUUUUGAUUAGAGGUGGCAAUUUCAAUCCAAUCCACCAAUCCAAUCCAUCAAUCCAUUAAAAAUAUCCACCUAAUCCAAUCCAUUUAAAUCCAAUCCAUUUUAUCCAAAUCCAAUUGGAUUGGUGGAUUCAUGGAUUGGAUCCAUGGAUCAUUGGCAAAUUACGGUUUAGUACCUAUAAUUUUUAUUUUUUACAUUUUGGUACCUAAAAUUUAAUUUUUUUAUACGGAAAAUAUCAUUGGAAAAUUACGUUUUGGUACCUAAAAUUUUUCAUUAUGACAUUUUAGUACCUAAAUUUUUUACAUUUUACAUAUUGGUCCUUGGUUGAGGAUGUCAUUUGGAUUCAUGGAUAAUCCACCAAUCCAUUUGAUCCAUGGAUCCACCAAUCCAAUCCACCAAUCCUCCAAUCCAAUCCAUUUGCCACCUCUAAUUUUGAUGACACGAUGAUGAUAUCGGUUGGAUGUACUAUUUUUGUAAAUUGUUCUGGCUAAUUAAUUUUCAAACUCCCAAAAUCCUUGGGUUUCAUACAAAACAAAUUCGAAGUUUAAGUAGCUAGAUUAUGAUUGAGUGAAGAGUUGGUGUACUUGAAUGCAAUUUGCCCUUUUGCUGUUCAACAAUUUCAACACACAAAACGACAUGUCACGAGCAAAUCACGACAAGCAAAGCAAAGCCAAGCCUAUUGAGGGCGGCCCCACAAUUUCCCGCAGACGGCAGAACCCACACGUUGGGCCUUCAGUCGCAAUUCCCGAGGAGACCAAGAGGACGAAAACCUCCGUCUAACAAACCCCGUCAACGUUAUCCGCGUGGUAACGGCGAAACUCACCUCGGAAGCGAAUCUCGUAACGGUGGCAAAGUUUUGGCGGUAAAACAACCUACCUGGGGCUUCGUGGCAGCCUAUGAUUGGCUGGCAAUGUAUGUAUGGCGGCAUGUCAUGUAUGUAGACCCAUAGGCCAUGUUGGAUUUUCCCGCGCUAUUAGUAAUAGAAUAGAGAGAAGAAACUUAGGCAUCUCUUUUUCUCCCCCCAAAAAGACGCUUCCGUUGUUAGAGAUAGAGAGAGAGAGAGAGGUCGGCGAGGGGAAAAGGGAAGAAAUUUCGGGAGCAAAACGGUCGUUUCUUUGCCGGUUGUUGUGAAUCGGCAUCGGUGGGCUGCUGUUGUUUCUGUGCGAUUUCGGAGCUAGGGUUUUGUUGCGGAUGGAUCUGGAAAUCAGCUGAGAUUUUUGAAGGCAUUCUUGAUUCUGGAGAUCUGCAGCCGACCGACAACCCGUGAGUUCUUUUUUUAAUCCUUCGCUGGUUCUAGAUUUGUAUUCUGUUCCCGCAAUUUGUGCGUUUGCCAUCAUUGGGUUGGUCUCACGUAAUUGUUAAUACUGAAAUUCCACAUCUUUUUUGAAGUAGGGUUCAGGGUUUGCUGUUUAGGUUAGAGGCUGUUUCUCGGGUCUGGAUUUGUUUGACUAGGAUAGAGUCAAAGAUUAGACCUUGUUAGUUGCUGACUGAGCUGCGGCUUAUACUCUGUUCCUAGUCCUUUAAUGGAAGUGUAAACACUUCUUAUGUAUUUGAAAUACUCCCUUGGCAUUUGAGUUUCUGGGGUUUAUCCAUAGUUGGCAAUUGUGUCAUUUCUUUGUAGCCGGUAUGUGCUGUGUGUUCUCUAUAGCUGAGUUGCCUGCUCACAUCACUUUCAGCUCUAUAGCUUCUGAAGUCUUUCUUUCUUUAAUGUGUUCUGCUGCUGCACUGAGUUUAGUUUGUCCUUGGGACUGUUAUUCCAUUAGCUUUAGUUUCAAAGUUCUGUUUUGUUUGACUGCAACUUGCUUGUCUAAUGCCAAUGAUGCUUUCUCAUAGGCUUUCUAAAUGAGUCCACCAGCUUCAGAUAUGGAAGAUACAUCGUCUUCAACUGCAAUGUCCAUUGAUCCUCAGAGGAAUGGAGGGGAAACUGAUGCUGUUGAAGGCCGGUUCAUGUCGCUAUGCAAGAGUGUACUAUCAUUGGAUGAGAAUGCUUAUACGGAGGCCAUUAAGCUUUUCAAAGAGACAAAGCAUCUCAUGUCGUCUACUACUUCAGCAGUUGGAAGCGGAACGCCUGAAGAAGUAGAAAGAUUUUUGUCUGCAUUUGUACUGUACUCUGUCAAGAAGCUGUCGAAGUCCAUUGGAGAUAAGGAGCACCGCCAGUGCCAUGACAGUGGAUUGACUUUGUGCCGGAUAUUGAGAUCCGUGAAGCUGAACUUUCUGGAAUUUUUCAAAGAACUGCCUCAAUUUGUCGUGAAAGCUGGCCCUGUGCUGUGUAAUACCUAUGGUGCGGACUGGGAGAAGAGACUCGAGGCAAAGGAGUCCCAAGCCAAUUUUGUCAACAUAAGCACUUUAAGCAGGCAUUACAAGCGUGCGUAUCAGGAACUUUUUUUGCUAAAUGAUACAAAUGGCGGCGACAAGGAACCAGCAGUUUCCAGUGCCGUGGCAUUUUCCUCAGACUAUUAUCGUUUUGGAUGGUUGCUAUUUCUGUCCCUCCGAGUGCAUGCACUGGGUCAUGUUAAGGAUCUAGUGACUUCCAUAAAUGGAUUGAUCUCUGUGCUGGCUAUUUUGAUUAUCCAUCUCCCGGUUCAGUUCAGGAAGUUGAGCUUGAAGGAUGAAGGGUGGUUUGCUAAGAGAGGCGUCAAGGGCGUUCAUUUGCUUGCAUCCCUCUGCCAGAAGUAUGAGACAUCGGAGGAUGACCUUAAGCAAAUGAUGGAGAAGACCAAUAAUCUAAUAUUAGAGAUCUUGAAGGGAAAACCUCAGGUGGCCACUGAGUGUGAAAUUGAAAGCCUGUUAGAUAUAGAUACAGAGGGUUUGAUAUAUUAUGAAGGUUUGAUGGAGGAAUCAUCUCUGAAAACAAGUUUGAAUGCAUUGGAGAAGGAUUAUGGAGAGGCACUCUAUCAGAAUGGUGAUCUGGAUGAGAGAAUUUUCAUCAAUGAGGAUGAUAGCUUACUUGGUUCAGGAUGCGUAUCUGGUGGUACCAACAAUAAUUUAUUGGGAACUAAGAGAAAAUUUGAUUCAAUAUCCUCACCAGCAAGAACGAUGACAAGUCCACUUUCUCCUUUCCGUUCUCCUGCACCUGGAAGUCUUUAUGGUGCAGUCUCUAGGAUGGCUCCAACACCUGUAACCACAGCAAUGACAACAGCAAAAUGGCUCAGAACUGUAGUAUCUCCAUUGGCACCUAAGCCAUCGCCUAUUUUGGGGCGCUUCCUCGCAUCAUGUGAUAGGGAUGUGACAGAUGAGGUGGUUCGAAGAGCACUGAUAAUAUUAGAAGCUAUAUUCCCCAGUAGUGCUCUGGGAGAGCGUUGUUUGACUGGAAAUCUUCAGACUACUAAUCUCAUGGACAACAUAUGGGCAGAGCAAAGAAGAUUAGAAGCUCUCAAACUAUAUUACAGGGUUUUGGAGGCAAUGUGCACUGCAGAGGCCCAGAUAUUACAUGUUGCUAAUCUGACAUCAUUGUUGACCAAUGAAAGGUUUCACAGAUGCAUGCUUGCAUGCUCUGCUGAACUAGUUUUGGCGACACAUAAGACUGUUACGAUGUUGUUUCCUGCUGUGCUUGAGAGAACUGGCAUUACUGCUUUUGAUCUCAGCAAGGUGAUAGAAAGUUUCAUUAGGCAUGAAGAGUCUCUUCCUAGGGAAUUGAGGCGGCAUUUAAAUUCCUUGGAAGAACGACUUCUGGAGAGUAUGGUCUGGGAAAAGGGUUCUUCAUUGUACAAUUCUCUGACAGUUGCAAGACCUGGACUUUCUGCUGAUAUCAGUCGCCUUGGGCUACUGGCAGAGCCCAUGCCAUCUCUGGAUGCGAUUGCCAUCCAUAUGAACAUUUCUUCAGCAGGCCUGCCGCCCAUUCCUUCUAUGCAGAAGCAUGAGAGUUCUGCAGGUCAAAAUGGUGACAUUAGGUCUCCAAAGAGACCUUGCACAGAGUAUAGGAGUGUUUUAGUAGAUCGGAAUUCCUUUACGUCACCAGUAAAAGAUCGUUUGCUGGCCCUCACUAACCUCAAGUCAAAGCUGCCACCACCAGCACUGCAAUCUGCAUUUGCCAGUCCAACCCGUCCAAGUCCUGGAAGAGGAGGUGAAACAUGCGCCGAAACAGCGAUCAACAUAUUUUUCGGCAAGAUCAAUAAGCUGGCUGCUGUCAGAAUCAAUGGCAUGAUUGAAAGGCUACAACAAUCGCAACAGCACAUAAGAGAGGAUGUGUACCGUCUAUUUCAGCAAGUACUCAUUCAACGGACAUCUCUCUUCUUUAAUCGCCACAUUGACCAAAUCCUCCUUUGUUGUCUCUAUGGAAUUGCUAAGAUAUCAAAAGUAGAGUUGACUUUUAGGGAAAUAAUUUACAACUAUAAGAAGCAGCCACAGUGUAAGCAACAUGUAUUUCGCAGUGUAUUCAUUGACAAGCCAACAGCACGCCACAAUGGAAAGACGGUGCGGGAUCAUGUAGAUGUAAUUACAUUUUACAAUGAAUUUUUCGUCCCAGUUGCCAAACCUCUGUUCUCAGAAAUUAGUUCAGCUGGAACAAGUACAAAAGCUGAUCAAGAGACCGAGGUUAACGGUAAAAAAGAUGGUCAAUGCCCAUCGCCUAAAGUAUGUCCAUUUCCAAGUCUCCCUGAUAUGUCCCCAAAGAAAAUAUCAGCAGUUCAUAAUGUCUACGUCUCUCCACUACGAACAUCGAAGAUGGAUGCUUUGAUAUCACAUACUUCCAAAAGUUUCUAUGCUUGCGUCGGGGAGAGCACUCACGCUUAUCAGAGCCCAUCCAAAGACCUGGCUGCCAUCAACAACAAAUUGAAUGGCAACCGCAAGGCGAAAAUGUCACUUGCAUUUGAUGGUGCUGAUGUUGGACUGGUGAGUGAUUCCAUAGUGGCUAACAGCCUCAACCUUCAGAAUGGAAACCAUGCAACAUCAACGGGCGGUCCUUUGAAAGCCGAGCAACCCGAGUCUUGAACUCGGUUUGACCUCCUGCACUUGGAGCUAUCUGCUGUAAAUCCACUAGUUUGUCCACCCGGGUGCUUGUGCUAGUUUUUCGGUAUACUUAACUACGACAACUGUAGUAAGGUACUAAGGUUGGGGGAAGAUGAGGUAUGAGCGGUUGAGUUUGUUGUUGUAGAGUGGCCGCCACCAUCUUCUCCAAGUGUGUUCAUCUUCACUGCUAGGUAGAUAUGAACUUUUGGGGUGUUCUAACACUAGUUUUGAUUUAAUAAAAACUAUACGUUAAGCGCUCAGAAUAGGAACAUGCUGUUUGUAAUGUACGUUUCUGGUGUUUGCCUCCUUGCUUGAGCGGUGAGCUGACGAACUUUAACACUGGCUGCUAGGUCGGGUUAGAUUGGGGUUUUCUAAUCUCAAAACCAACUCAGUCAGUGCACUAAAAGAAUCUGGUAAAA